Messenger RNA from Falco peregrinus (peregrine falcon), 1608 nucleotides. It is a transcript of the gene F7, whose product is annotated as coagulation factor VII. NCBI's taxonomy places the organism in Eukaryota, Metazoa, Chordata, Aves, Falconiformes, Falconidae. The record is from RefSeq and is a predicted model, not a curated record. Gene Ontology annotation, molecular function: calcium ion binding; serine-type endopeptidase activity. Gene Ontology annotation, cellular component: extracellular region. The coding region runs from base 149 to 1426 and encodes 425 amino acids. The transcript has 8 exons. Gene Ontology annotation, biological process: blood coagulation; proteolysis.
GCUCACUGGGCUGUCAUGGAUCUUUUUCUGUUUCCAUGACUCGCCAGCCCCUCCUCUGGCUCCGAUCAUUUGAAGCUGAGCUCUUUGGCCAAACAGUACUUGCUGAAAUGUCAAUACACUACCAGGACGCCAGCUUGCAGGGUUCAUCAUGGUUUCCAGGCAGUGCAUGGCUUUGUUCCUCUGCUUCCUGCUACUGAUUCCUCUUUCUCUGGAUGCAGUCUUUCUAAAGCAGGAAGAGGCAAGCAGCAUUUUGCAAAGGCAAAGACGAGCCAACAGCAUCUUCGAAGAGCUAAAACUGGGGUCACUAGAGAGAGAAUGCAUGGAAGAGAAGUGCUCGUUUGAGGAAGCAAGAGAGAUUUACCGUGAUGAAGAAAGGACAAAAGAGUUCUGGCACAUCUAUUACGACCCUAACCAGUGUGACUCCAACCCCUGUCAGAACGGCGGGAGUUGUGAUGACCAGUUUCAGGAUUUUGUUUGCCGCUGUCCCAUCGAAUAUGAGGGCAAAAGCUGUGAAAAAGCCGUGGCUGACAAACUGAAGUGCAUUUACGACAACGGUGGCUGUGAACAGUACUGUACUGAUGAGCAGUCUGAAAAACGAGUGUGCUUCUGUGCGGAUGAUUACACUUUAGCGAGUGAUGGCGUGUCCUGCAUUCCCCAAGUGAAAUACCCAUGUGGAAAAAUACCAGUGCUGGCAAAAACAAAUGCAACUGCACGAGGGAGAAUAGUAGGUGGUUUAAUCUGUCCUCCAGGUGAAUGUCCAUGGCAAGCCCUUAUAAUACAGAACCAGGUAGAAAAGUGUGGCGGUACCCUGCUUUCCCCAGAGUGGGUGGUCACUGCAGCUCACUGUUUGGAGCAUACUCAUCCUGUACAGCUUCGGGUGAGGCUGGGUGAACACACAAUAAAUAAUGAUGAGAAAACCGAACAAGAAAGUGGAGUUGCCAGGAUAAUUGUUCAUGAAAGAUACGUGAACGGGCAAGUUGAUCAUGAUAUUGCACUCCUGAACCUGGAAACACCCAUGAAUCUCACCGACUAUGUGGUGCCAAUAUGUUUGCCUGAAAAACGGUUUGCAGUGUAUGAACUGUCCUCCAUCAAGUUCUCCACAGUGAGUGGAUGGGGACGCCUACUAGAUGGAGGUGCCACCUCUUCUGUUCUGAUGAGAGUCGAUUUGCCACGUGUAAAGACACAAGAAUGUGAAAAGGAGACUGAUUUAAAUAUUACAGAGAAUAUGUUCUGUGCAGGAGACCUGACCGGCGUUAAAGACUCCUGCAAGGGAGACAGUGGUGGACCUCAUGCUACAAAGUACAAGAACACUUGGUUUCUGACUGGAAUUGUCAGCUGGGGAAAGGGCUGUGCUGUUAAAGGCAGCUAUGGGGUUUACACAAGGGUAUCCAAAUACAUCGACUGGUUGAAGAAGCACAUGGAUUAAUAAUGUUGAACCGGAGCAUUUCCAGACGGUUUUGCUGGCCCUCAAUCCCUCUGCAUCAUUUUCCUAUUGAAGCAUUCCUUCAUUAUCUUAGCUGUGUGAUACAUGUUGAUAGCCACACCACUACUAAUGAUCUGAAACGGGCCUAAUGCUUACUUGAAUAUAUAAAAAACUUCCUUAUCGGU